AUGGCGGAAACGAAAUCGAAACCAAUCCCACGAAAAGACAAAAUUUGUGUGUGGACUUUUCCUGAAGGGACACAGCCUGCAGUUCGAGUUGAAGUCGACGGAGGGAAAAUCAAAGCUGAAGAUCUCCUAGAAAUAGCCGGGAAAACUUUGGGAAUUAACGCCAACAGCCUACAGUUUUUCGGUCUCUUCCGCGGAAUUGAAAAUCCUACUAAGAAGUACGGUAACAACGAAUUUAUUUACCUUCCAUGCCGCUACGUUAUAUCAAUACAAAAGUGGUCUUUCGACGUUCCGAGAGAGCAAAAGCAUCUUAAAACAGAUGCCGGCGCAAUGCACUUGAUCUGUUUGCAGUGUAUCGAGGAUAUUCGAUGCAGUAGGCUUAAGCCGAAACCAGAUCACAUUCCUCUACUGAAGGAAUACAGAAAUCCAGCUUUUCCUUGCGACAAGCAGUACGUGGAACUUUGCCAAAAAAUGUUCGGGUAUGGCUACGUUUUCCUGCUCGAUUGCACAAUUCAGAAUGAUGUUAAAAUGAAGGAAGUCUCACUCACACAAGGAAUGCAGGUUAAUCUGAUAGCCAACCGAAGAGGAUUAAUGAUAAAAUCAAGUGAGUGCGUGAUAAUUGUUCGCUCUUUAGCUAAUAAAACCAUAGAAAAUUUACGUAAUCAUUGUAACGCAGUGUUUAGGAAUUUAGUCAUACAUCAUUGGAUAACUUUCUUUAAAAUAGAUUGCCUGUUUCAUGAUGUAAAGCGAAUCGAAAUUUUCGAAAAUAAGAGAUUGUAAUGUAAAGUAAAAAUUUCCCUGCGCUCAUUUCCAUGGAAGAACAUCAAGGUACCGACAAACGAUUGAAAAUCCUUUUUUCGAGUUGAUGCGUAGAUGGCUGGUCAAAAACGGCGCACAGGAAAGAAAUUAGAGAAAAUUACAAAUUCAGAGAACUCGAGCCGAAGGAACUCAUACUUUUCGGCUCAUUUCUUGUUGUUUCAUUCAUUUUGAAAUUACGAAACAAACUCAAAAUCAUUAUAACGACGACAACGUGAAUAGCAACACUGAACUAACGAUUCAAGACGUUUACGGUAGACGUUUUGGGAUCGCCACCCUGUGUUAGUUUUCAUCGUUCAUUUGUAGCUCGCUCACCGCUCACAACGUUAAGGUAACAAAUGUCUUUUGAAAAUCAUUAUAACCCUCAAGACACACCUAUAGCUUUCACUUGUUUAGUGUUAUUCUCAACUGAGACUUAUGGGUCUGUUGAACAGUACGCUGAGCUCAGGGUCGAUAAGUCCUGGGUCGAGUCCCGGCCUGGUCAUUGUGUUCUUGUGCAAGGUAUUAAACUAUAGUAGUGUCUCUCUCCAUCCAGGAGUAUAAAUGGGUACCAGCAAAUUGUGGGUGGAUGGGGGUGGGGGAACCUGCGAUGGACUGACAUUCCAUCCAGGGGGAGCAGCGACCACUUCUAGUCACUUUGUUCUUCAGCGACCAGGAUAAGCGCAGAGAUAAAUUCUUUCGUUAGCCUUGGAACACCUAACCCCUUUUAUUCACUCUCAACAGAGAAGUCAGCAUUUUUCGCUCCAUGGCGAAAAAUCCGUCGUUGGUCUCAGGCUCAGGGUGACAGCAUUCACUUUGAGAUUUACUUUACAGAGGAGCUGCGGUUUGAGUGGGUAGAGGUAGAAACAGAACAAGUGGCCUUCCUCAUGUCAGUUAUCGCCGAGUUUGUCUACCUUAUGAAAAAAGAUCUCGAUGAACCAGAGGUGAAUACAUCCAUUUGGAGCAAGGGAAUCCCAAUGAAAAAGCUGACAUGGAAGCUCAUCAAGAAAGAGCUGUUCUCCAAAGACAAAAAACAAGAGGAGUGCGACGACGAAGAAGAACCCUGCCAGGGAUUUGAUAACCUGGAGGAAGAGGCUUCCACUGAUGAUGAAGGGUCAAGUGAUGACGAAGAAGGGGCUAAAGCUGCUACAUCUUCACAUAGAAGCUCCCAAUACCGUUUCAGUUGA
Pocillopora meandrina is the source of this 1979-nucleotide messenger RNA. NCBI's taxonomy places the organism in Eukaryota, Metazoa, Cnidaria, Anthozoa, Scleractinia, Pocilloporidae. The record is from the annotation of a GenBank genome assembly.